CGCAACCUAGCCUAGGGCUUUGACCCAUGGGUGUGCACAAGUUGUGGGAGAUAUUGGAGCCCGCCAAGGAGCGGGUCCCGCUCGACUUGCUCGUGGGACAAGGCGUCUGCAUUGAUCUGUCAUAUUGGAUCAUCCAGCUCAACAAGGUGAAUGGCGGCGCUGUCAAGGACAAGCCGCAUCUACGGGGCCUGUUUCACAGGAUUCGGGCGCUCCUCGCCCUCAACUGCCAUCUCAUCUUCGUUACUGAUGGAGCUGUCCCCGCCGCCAAAGCUGGCACCUAUGUGCAGCGUCUCGCCAGGGCGCGCCAGCCUCUUCGUCCGCAAAGACAGGUUGCCGGCCUACCGCUCAAGCGUAACAAGGGCUCACAGUUUGGUCGCAUGGUGGAGGACGCCACGGCGCUAGCCACCGCAUUUGGUAUCCCAUGCCUCGUCAGCCUCGAGGAAGCUGAAGCUCAGUGCGCGGCACUCAAUGCUAUGGGCUUUGCCGACGCUUGUUUCACCGCGGACUCGGACGCGCUCCUCUUUGGUGCCAAAGUCGUGUAUAAGGAUAUAAGUCUCAAGCCAGGUGAAAGCCACGUUGUAGCAUAUGACAUGACAAAGAUCCGAAAUGCAUUUGGAUACGGCAGGAACUCUCUGAUUGCUCUCGGAAUCCUGCUGGGAUGCGACUAUUUUCCUGGCGUGCACGGGUUGGGACCGGAGAAAGCCCAGCAGAUAGUCAAAAAGUUUGGCGAAGACAAAAUUCUCGAAGAGAUGCUCCGUCAAGGUCCCGUAACGUUGGCUAAGAGGACGUUAAAAUGCAAAGAUAAAGAAAACUCGACGGUAUCUAGCGACGGUAAAACAGCUCAUGGUUUUUCUGAAGACGACAACAUGGCUUGCAAGGCCAUAUUUGCUUAUACCCAUCCAAAAUGCCACGCCCAAACAUCUGAGGCUGUACACAGCGUGCUACUGGGUGGACCUCUCCAAAUGGAUACCAUCAGAAGAAUAUGCAUGCAAGAAUUCGAAUGGUCUUUUGAGAAAACAGACGAUUACAUUCUUCCAAAACUGGCUGAGCGAGACGUGCAUAGGAUGGCAUCCAUGCAAGCAGCCAGUUCCGGGGUAAACUUGGCGGGACUUCAAUUCAAAAUCUCAGAAAUUGUCAAGAAGCGGCAGCUUCGGGGCGUGGAUCACUACGAAGUGAAAUGGGUUGGAAAUCCUGACAUUCCUAGUAGCGCUGUUCGUGCCGAACUCGUACAGAGAGCCUACCCCUCCAAGGUCGCAGAGUUCAUGGCCAAGUUGGCCCUCAAAGGCGGCAAGAGCACAAGGCGUCCAAAUGAUUUGGUGACCAGCGACCUGUGUGGAAGGCUGAAUAAGAUGACGGUGGAAGACGGGAAGACAAGCAUGAACAAGAUGGCGGUAAAAGACGACUGGAAGACAAUGAUGGAAGUGAAAGACGACGGGGAGACGCCUUCCAUCAUCGACGCCUUCCACCACAUCAAGCAGAAUGACGCUAGUAGGCUGGAGGUGAUUGAUCUCACGACCCCGCUGGGCAAGGGCAUUCAUCUCGUUGAAGCCUCAGAUAACGAUGACGACGACUUAAAGCACCAAGCACGAGUGAGGCAGUUGAAGAGCUUCAUUGCUAGCAUAAAGUGAUGGUCCAAUUGAGGUCGCGGUAAGAAAGACAAUCUUACAAGCCGGCACAAGUCUGCGAGUGGUUUCAUUCCAGGAAGAACCCCACUAUGCGGCUAUACCCGAAGGACAGGAUGACAUCCGACCUUUUCACCUCUGGGCCCUUCGUUGCUACUGGAGGGACUUCAUCUUGUCCACGCAACACGCGGGCAACGAACGCGUCAUAAGUCAAAUGCGCUGGGAAGAAGCCGUCUCUGAUGAGUUGUGAGAAAAUGCGUUGGGCAACUCCCGGGUCCCGUUGCUCCAGUAUUCCGUCAAUGACAAUAUUCCAGGUUGCGGGUGUGUAGCUGCAAUGCUGCUUCAUCUCGCG
Molecule: messenger RNA, 1974 nt
Organism: Selaginella moellendorffii
Lineage: Eukaryota; Viridiplantae; Streptophyta; Lycopodiopsida; Selaginellales; Selaginellaceae
Product: flap endonuclease GEN-like 2
Exons: 13
Coding region: 27-1628 (533 amino acids)
Molecular function (GO): 5'-flap endonuclease activity; DNA binding
Source: RefSeq, a predicted model, not a curated record